Zerene cesonia (dogface butterfly) is the source of this 1146-nucleotide messenger RNA. RefSeq names its product MRG/MORF4L-binding protein (gene MrgBP). The transcript has 5 exons. Gene Ontology annotation, biological process: regulation of transcription by RNA polymerase II. The coding region runs from base 186 to 923 and encodes 245 amino acids. The record is from RefSeq and is a predicted model, not a curated record. Lineage: Eukaryota; Metazoa; Arthropoda; Insecta; Lepidoptera; Pieridae. Gene Ontology annotation, cellular component: NuA4 histone acetyltransferase complex; nucleus.
AGUUGUCACUUGUCAGUGUUAUUUGGUUUGGUGAAUCAGGUAAAUGUUUACCUGCAAAAUAAAAAUUAUAUUCUACGAAUUGUAUAUAAACAAAGUUACCACCCAACAGAAACAUUGAAUUGAAUUGUCAUUUACGAAGAGAACAUAAUUAAACACUAGAUUACUGAAAUUUGUAGCACGAUAACAUGGUGUCGAGUGAGGAGGAAUCGGAUGUAAAAGCAGGGGACGUUAUAGAUUGGGAUGUUGAUAUGGAGAUACAAUUGUUCUACGCGAUGGCAAAUCAUAAGCCGGUAGGGAUCAACAAACAUUUCCAGAUGGUAUGCAUUUGGGAGAAGUUAUCGAACUCUAUUACGAGGGAGAUAUCAACACAGGAUAUAUGGAAACAUUUAAGCACGUUAUAUGACAUGAACAUGCUGGAUGAGACGGAACCAAUACCGUUUCCCAAUCACGAAGUGCCAUUCAGUUUGCCCGAGAGUGAAUUUGGAUCUUUGUUGAAACAAAAGUGCAAGGAUGCAAUUUUAGGUGAUGAUAGUGAAGAUGGCAGGAGUCCUUCCCCGAAGACAGCCCCACGUAGCAAUUCUCGAGGAACCGCUGGUAAAGAUACACCUAAAGGCCGUAAAGACAGUAUUAGUGCACUUGCUACUAAAACAAGAAAAGAGAGUGGCAGUUCACAUGCAUCGACGGACACCCCUAGCAUUAAAUCAGAAAAAGAUUACGACAGAAGACGAGAUUCACGUGAUUCCAAUGCAUCUGGACCUAGAGACAGCUCUACGAGUAGAAAAUCUACAUCACAGAGGGAGAAAUCACAAAAGACCAAAAUCAGUUCUAUAGCAGAUGAAGAUACAAGCACGCGUCGAGGCAGAAGGCGUGCGAAUCCAUCGACACCGCCAUCGAACACACCAGCAAAGCGACGUCGCAUGUGACACACACACAACCACUCGUACCACCAUUUCUUCUGACACACACAGUGGCGCCCCUUACAGGAAUGUACCUGUAUAUCGCGAGGGCGGGAAAGACGCAACGCUGUCAGUUUUUUUUUCUUAAGUGGUUGCGAGUGUGAGCUGAGUUAAUGACGCUGAUAUGAAAUGAUAUGAAUAUUGUGUUUAAUGUGAAGUAUUUGGAUGAUUAAAUUGAAUUGAGUAUGUA